Pieris macdunnoughi is the source of this 2118-nucleotide messenger RNA. Lineage: Eukaryota; Metazoa; Arthropoda; Insecta; Lepidoptera; Pieridae. The record is from the annotation of a GenBank genome assembly.
AUGUCUAAAGUAAUUGGCAAAAGCUUAAAAUCUGAAAGACCUAUACAGGGUUAUCACGCCACUCAAGGUAUCGGUGUGGAAUUGGUGCGUGCUUUGGAUAGUCAUCCCCCAUCCAUCUCCAAUGUAUUUUGCGAGUGCGACUCCAAAGAUGAUGUUACGAUCACCUGUGACUGCGAGGCCACACCAGCCUUCCAGCUUAAAGCUUUCAGCCAGAAAGGGGAAAAGGUGGAAGUGUCCCACUAUCGUGUCAAUGUUAACAGAUUUCGUGCCCGAUUACAUAUUACUUGUAUUACGGAGAAAUUGAUUGGUGAAUUGAAGUGUGACGGAUGGCCUGAAGUCAAAAUUGCGCUUGCGCCGGUCGGACCUCUGAAACCAAAUGCAGCCGAGUCUGACCUGCAACAACUGGUCAGCGAUAUAAUAGUGAACGCCCUCCGGAGCACGAAUCUCAAGUUCAACUUGUCCCCAUACCCCACGUGCCCCAGAUUGAGGCGGUACCUCCCCGAGUCCACCACAAGACUGCCGGUACAUUAUGACUCCAUGCUCCAACAAGACAGGCAUAUGUACACUUCGACGCCCAACUCAACUGCGGGCUGUAUACAACUGCUGGGUGAUAAACGGUUGUUGGUGAAAGUUGUCAGCGCGAAAGAUUUGGGAGGCAAAACCGGGUGCAUAGCGCCAUACUGCGUGGUGGAGAUGGACGAGCCUCCUCAGAGGAACCAGACUGCUUUCAAGAAGGAUACCACCAGCCCCCAGUGGGAGGAACAUUUUCUAUUCGAUCUAUCUGCGCAGACGGCGGAACUGCUGUUCGAAGUGUACGACAGGAGCGGACUGCCUUCUCCCGGCGGAGGGGCUUCGCAGAAUCGGUUUCUAGGUCUGGGUCUUGUGGGCAUAGACGAACUCCUGGCCGCGCCGUCCCAAAGACAACAGAUAGCUCUACAGACCAGGCCUAUGGAGGAACAUGACGUCAGCGGAAGCCUUACUGUUGAGUUCCUAUUCAUAGAGGGCGCUGACAUCCCUGACCUGGGUUCGAAGCCUUUGAAAAUCAAGGAAAGCCUUCGCACCGUCUCACCUCACGGACUGAUGACCACCACCACCAAAACCACAUUCAAACAAAAUGGCCACGAAAACUCCGCCCUAACAGAGACAGCUCUUCGUGAACUCGAGCUGAGUCCAUCAAACGCAAACAAAUCAACUUUAAUAAUACAUUCUGUGCAACGGGAGCCGACGAAAUCUAUAAAGGUGGAACUAACUGAUUCCGGGAAAUUCAUCGAAGUAGAACGCGAAGCGAGCCUCAAAGAGAGUCCCGACACGCAAUUGACCCUAGAAAAUACACAAAAAAAUAUUGACAUACCGGAGAAGGUGAAUGACAAAAACGAAAGCCACUCUGUGACGCCCAGCCCGAGUCAGUCUCCCGCCAAAAGUGUGAGGAUCAAGGAAAAUGGCGCGAAACCCAAUGGAAAGGAUUUGCAAGGAGACUACGUGAACAACCAAGAACCUCCUCCUCCAGAGCCUGCCCCUCGACAGAAACGCAAACGAGACUUCUUUGGCACCAUUAAGAGAAGACUGGGCAGAUCCCGCACUCGCGGAGCAUCAGCUGACCUUCAGGACUCGGAAGUAGAUGGUCAGCAUCUGCGCAGCAUCAGUGCUGAACGAAAUAGUACUGAUAAAUCCCUCGUGCCUAGUAGAAACGUAUACUCAGCGGGAGCAUCCCCCGCACAGUCCGGCGACGAAUCUAGGACAUCAAGAAGGUCCUCUCUCAGCGAAGUGUCCGGAUUUAGUACCGCAUCGGCUCGCACCUUCAUCCACGAAGCGUCAACCCUGGUCUUGGAAACCAUCGAAGCCGGGAUAAAGAAGCACUACCUGGUGCCGCUGACCGUCGCGCAGAGGUCGAGAUGGCGGCGGAAAGGGGUUAAACUGCAUAUUUAUAAUGAGCACACGUUCAUCGCUAAGCACAUCAGUGGUGGAACGGUGUGCGAAGUGUGCAAUAAGACGGUAGCGCGGAGACUCGGCAAACAGGGCUACGAGUGCCGGGACUGCUCCUUCAAAUGCCACAAACACUGCCACGUCAAGGUCAACUCCGCCUGCCCACACUCCACCGUUCCCAAUAUGGAGCUGUGA